AUGUUGAAAGAUCCUGCGGCAGGUGUGCCUCCGGCUCUGUUGCCGCACCUGCAUCUCAUAUCCAAGCAUCGCUAUCCUGUCACAACAAAUCCUUCUCUUGAGACAAUAGUUGGCUACCUACUCGAAGCCCCACAGAUUGUUCGCGACCUGCAACCCAUGCAAUGGCAAUUCCUAGAUCCACCUCAAGAUGGAACUUUGAUGCUCACCUGGCAACCACUCGAGUAUCUGAACACGAACUUCGCAAGCGAUGGCUACAUCUGGGCAGAUGUCGAGGUUUCUUUCAAGCAGGAAGUUCGAGGAUAUACGCUCGAAAUGUUUCUCCAACGAUCAGGUUGCCGUGCUCAAGGUGAGCCCGUUGCAUCACACAGCCGGAAACGAUAUCGUCUAUUAUCCGGUAAUCCAAAUAGGGGCCAACAACCACCCGACCCAAGUCUAUGGUUGAUCCAUUACUCCAAAGCCUCACCUCGUGAUCACAUCCCUUCGGCUUCCAUCCAACCUCUUCCACAUGUCCAAGCUAUUCUCCAGCAGCGACGCAUGAUCCAAACUCAAUCAGGGCCACUCCCUCGCAAAGACUUCAUGUUACAUGAUCGCGCAAACUGGCCCGUCAUUCAUCCACCACCCAACAUGGCGCGUGGAACUCCAGCAGGGGGCCCGGCCCCCCAUCAAGGGGCCGCCCAUAGAAGAGGCCCUAGCAUCCCUCAACAGGAUAGUACCUUGGAGGAGGAGGAAGAUGUCUCUCGAGGUGACUUGAUCGAUUUUAUGACCCCAAGAGACAUCAGUCGCAUGCGCUAUGAACAGCAUCAUGAGUGGAUGGAAGAAAUCAUUGAAUCUCCAUAUCCCAUCAGUUCAAUUGUUCCAAGUGACCUGGGCUUUGGACGGAAAGGACCGUUGGAAGAUUUGACAAAGGACUUCUUCGAUGCUCCUACCUCGGUCCUCCGUGAACCCACCAAUGCAGGGCCCCCACGAGUUGGACGACUUGAGCCCGGUGAAUUUGACAAAUUCCAAAAGAGAGCCGAUGAAAAAUUGGCUCAACUACAAGCCGAACUUGACAAGAUGAAGGAGAUUCACGAGAAGCGAAUGGGCAAGGCUAAAAGACACAAGGUUCUGCAUGACGCGGAAAAGAAACUCCGGACUGCACCAAACACGACUGAACGCCGUCUUUCAUCCAAUGCCAUGGCAGUUGAUGAUAGCGGUGAUGCUCACAAGGAUGCCAUUGACGAGAUCACUGAUGCAGUUGAAUCUGCCCUCCAUAAGAAAAUCGAGCGAACAGCAGUUGUGACUUUGGUACAAAAGGGAGGACUUGAGGACAGGAUUGCUAGCACACCAUCAGCCAUUGCACCCGGGCCUGUCCUUGCCGCCUCACCAGAAAAGUCGGCGACUCCAGCUGCUCUACCAAAUGCCACAACAACUUCGACAACAACAGAAGUGCAUCCCCAGAAGAAGGAGGGGGUUGCCGAUGUAGAAAACAAACAGAAACCUGAAGAAACUGUUGCGUCGGAGACCACUGAGCAGAAGACUACCUCCACCUCUAGCUCAGAUGAGCAACCAACCCCCUCUGUACCCCAAGCUGCACCAUCAUCAGAUUCCAACCAACAAUCGAAUGCAGAUGAGGCUCAGGAGGAAGAAGAUCUACCUCAGCUUGAUGAUAUUGGAAUGGACGUGAACAUGGAUGGCAUUGAUGAUGACAGUGGGCCUGGUGAGACAGCGAAUGCCGAAAGCAAUGAAUGGGUCAUGAUUGAUGGGGAUGGUGGAAAUCAUGCGGAGGACCUCGGUCUUACCGAUCUACCAGGCGAUGAACAACCAUCCAACGACCAGCUCAAUCUGCAGCAGAACACGGACGGCAACGAACAAUCGGCAAUCGUCGCUCAACCGCCGGCACAUCAGGCUGGCCAUGCCACGCCACUUGAUACCCCUGAUUUUGAUAUGGGAGAAGACUUUGAUAAUGUUGAUGUCGAUACGGCUGGAGACGCCCUAGCAAGCUAUGGCAAUGAUGAGGACGACCUGAACCUCGAUGGUAUGGAGGACUCGGCAUUCGGUGACGCCUUUCAUGCUCAGGAUGACGAAGAGGAGGGAGACAUUUCUUAG
This is a messenger RNA of Exophiala bonariae, 2085 nucleotides long. RefSeq lists its product as uncharacterized. Gene Ontology annotation, biological process: chromatin remodeling. The transcript has 3 exons. The record is from RefSeq and is a predicted model, not a curated record. The coding region runs from base 1 to 2085 and encodes 694 amino acids. NCBI's taxonomy places the organism in Eukaryota, Fungi, Ascomycota, Eurotiomycetes, Chaetothyriales, Herpotrichiellaceae.